UGCAUACACACACACACAUUUAUUAGACAGGGAAUGAAAUGCAGAAAAUAAUUAAAAUUAUUAAUUUAGUAACGUAAAAAGUGUAUCUCAUUUAUCCUAACCAUAUCAAACUGAAUCAAACUAUCUCCCAACAUUCAAACACAAAAUAAAAUACAUUUCAACUAUGUAGAAGUAUAUAAAUGUGUAGUAUGGAGGAAAUGUUGAAGCAUUAAGUGGCUACGAAUUUAGGCUAAUUGAGCUCCCCAGCUCCUUAUGAAAUAUGAGAACAUAUGACAGGGCAUGAAAUGCUAAAAAUGAAGUUUUAUUACGGUAAUAAUACAUCAAGGUUCACUAAUUUUGCGAUGCUAGGUCUGUCACUUCUUUGAAAUCUAGGCCGACACAAGCAGAUCUUCCAUACUUUGGAAGUUGUACAGUAGCAAACAGAUGCAGUUUUGGACAACUCGACAAUGUUUAAUCACAUUGAUGAAAGAUACAUCACAGAAAAGUGAAAUUUGAAAAGAAACAAAACAUAAGAAAAAAUAAUUUAAAACAUAUAUUUAUUAUUAGAUAUUUUUUUAAUAAUAAAAAUUAUUCAUGGGUCAUCCAUUGCUUUAAUUUUUAUUUUCAAGUCUCUUUUAUUUAUUUAUUUAUUUCAACGGAGUUGUCUCUUAAAUAUGUAAUAUUUAGCUGAAUUGUAAUCAAUUAAGUGUGUAUUGGUAAAUUUCUCACAAUGAUUAUAUAUAUUUAUAUUAUAAUAAUACUUAUUAACAAGCCAAUUUAUAAUUUAUGUUUAAACACUUCUGUACUUACGUAUUACCUUUAUACUUUUAUUUUCGUUAUAUCUGUUAUAGAUAUAGGCAAUAUUUUUUUAAUUGUAAACUUUUAUUGAUUAAAUCUUUGUUUGUUUACAUUGUUUUGUUUUGACGAAUGGACAAUCUAGUCUAGAAGGGAAAAGCCCAAUUAACGGCUUGUGAUUGGUUGUGAGUAAGUCAUUUGCAUUAUUGUGAGUGGAGUUGAGUAGCAACAAUGCCGCGACGCCAUGUUCAAAAGUCUUGAGCGAUCUUUUGGUUUCUUCGAAAGGAUUCAAUGGUUAUAAUGCACGCUCAUUGACUGCAAUAAAAUGAAGCCACGGUAAAUAAUUAUGGACAUAAUGCAGUACUCGAACGCCCCUACAUUUCAGGGCAUCCAGCCUGUAUCUCAACAAGCUGGAAGUUAUAAUUUUAGCGUUGAGGAAAUCGCAUUUUCGAUGAGGCAACACCUGUUUGAUCCCACAUCUUCGGGCACCGCAGUAUCAGCUUCCGGGAGUUCACUUCUUCAACACGUACAGGGUAGGCCUAAACCUAUUCAGGACCCUGGAACAGGACCAAACUUAAGUGAUGAUGAUAUUGACGAUACUAAUCCAUGCCUAGAUGAUGAAAGUCACCAACACUAUCAAAAUGAAACUUAUAUGGCUAUGCAAAAUUUUCAUAAGCAACAUCCGUCCACAGAUGAAAAAUCAAGCAUUCAUCAGAUUCCGACCACAACGGUAAAUGGGCAUUUACCAUCACACAGGUACCACCACCAACAGCAACAGGUGAAUUACCAACCAGGUGAGUUCCAAGAUGGCCAACUGAACCACAGUGUCUCACCUGACCUCAAUUAUCCACGACUCAAGUCCAAAUUCUACGAAGAUUUACGGCAGAAAUAUCCAAAGGCCUUUAAAAAACAUACCAGUACUGACAGUCCAGUCAAAGCAGCUGAAAAAAUGAGUCCGUCCACUGUGGAAUCCGAGGAAGACGAUCAGAAAAAACAGAAGGACAUGUCGCCACGGUAUUUACCGCGGCCACCGAAUGAAAGUCCAAGAACUCUUACACGCAAUACAAGAAACUUACGUGAGGCUGCACGCUUGCUUCUGAAUCGAAGCAGGCAGAAUUUGUCUGUUUCAGAAUCGGACAGUGAGAAGAUGAACACGGAAUCUCCAGAUUCUGUAAAAGAUAGACUCAGGCAGAAUAAAGAGAGAAUGAAAGAACUGCUACAAAGUUCAGGUCUUGGCAAAUAUAAGGAGAAAAGACGGGAUUCAACUGGGAGUCCAUCAGAAAAGAUUAGGCCUGUCAAUGGUAUUCAUAAGGAGUUUAGCAGCGCAGAGAAUUUGAAGAAUAAUAGGUCUAUCCAGUCAGGUUUGGAGUAUGUAUCAGAUAGUGGCAUUGAUGCCACUGGACAUUCCACUAGUAGAUCAAUGGAUAGUUGUCAGUCUGGUGGUCAGAGGGAUGUUGGAAGUUUUCAGCUCAGGCGGCAUUCCAGUGGAGGAUGUCUAGUUGAAUCAAGGAAUGGUCAGAAUACAGAAACUGUUAAUAAAGGUUACCAUACGGCUGAUAGCGAUACCGAUUCCGGAAUUAGUAGAAGUGAUCACUCCUGGCAUGGAUCACACAGACGAGAUUCAUCACAUCGUAAACAGCUGGCACCUUCUAGAGAGGCAUUACGUGUGCUGCAAAAGAAGCGAGAGUCGUACGGGUCACAGAAUGCGUCAGCAAAGAAGUCGGUGAUGGGUCCAAUGAAGGCAGAUCAUAACAUUCAGCCAUAUGCCAGACCUGAAGAUUCGCCAAAAGAAAACCAUGUGGGUGUUCAAUGGCUAGAACAAGGAGCAAGACCUAAGCAUUCCAGCUCAACAGAAUCAUUGACCAUGGAAUCGGAGAGUAUUCGGCAUGAAUUUUUUUAUGAUACACCAAUAAGGAACGAUGGGAAUUCAAAUCCACCCUCUGGAAAUAAUGAAUCAUUCCACACAGAUAAUGAAUCUAUAUCGGAUAUUUCAGACUACAGUAAUCCAGCCUACAGAGGGAGGCUAAAUGGUAAAUCCAAUAGCAAUAGUAAGAGAACUGCAUCACCGUGUAGGUCUGUUAGAUUUGAGGAUACAGACUCUGACGGAUAUCAGCCACGGUCAAGGUCAUCCUCUCACAAUGGAUCCAUUUUAAAAGAACCCGGUGAGCCAAAACGAAGAGCACCCUCAUUGGACUCACCGCCUCAAAGGCAUAGUUCCUGUAAUACAUACGCAAACCCUGUAUGUGAAAUUAAUGAUUCAACUGAUGGAACAGAAUCAAGAACACUAAAGCAAAAAAGGAAGGGUUCGAAUCACACUGGUGUUCAUUCCAGUCUUUGCCGUCAGAGCAGUGAUGAUCCAGCACAUUACUCAGGAAAUAGUUCUUCCAAAGGGAGGGAAAAUGCACAGAAGAAUUACAAUAGGUCCUUUAGUUUUGACAGUGGAACGCCCAGUAGAGGCAGGAAGAACUCAAGAUCAAGUAGCAGAAAUGAAACGACGGGUAGAGAAUCCUUAUCAAGGAUAAGUGCUAAGCCACCCCCAGAGCCAUUGUAUGCUAAAGUUGACAAAUCACGGAGGCAGAGGUCAUCAUCCCAGCCACCUGAAAGGCGCUUAACACCCUCGCGUCAGAUGGUUGGUGUGGAUAGCUGGUCAAUUUCCAGCAAUCCUUGUAUAAAUGAUGUAUUUGAUGAUGGACUCUUGGAUGCAUGUGAAAGUAGUUGGGACCGGGAUUCUUGGAUAGGAAGUGACUUGAGUCGUCAGAGCAACUUGAGCAGUUCACGCACCUCACUCGCCUCGCGCGCUUCCAUUUCGGAGAAGAUGUCCAGCCUGGGCAGGGCUACAAAGAAGAAGUUCUCUUCGAUGCGAAGAGCGUUGAGUUUAGACCGCAUUGAUAAAGCUAAUACAGUAGAAGAACCACCAAAGAUGAGAAAGUCACCAUCACUGAGGUCAUUGACUUCAUCUCUUGGCAAAAAGUUCAAAAGGUCAGCAUCGAGUAGCGAUAUUACACUUUCAAGAGAAAGGUCUGGGAGCAUAAUGAGUUUCUCCUCUACCUCCACCUAUACACGACCACGCCGAUCAACCAUGGAGACGGACGUAACUAGACCCACACACUUACGGAAGGUUGGCCGUUUAUUACAACUCAAUAAGGAUGGUACUCAGGUUAUUGAACUGGUGAAGCCACCCAGUGGUCCAUUUGGUUUCUACAUUGCAAAAGGCAAAUGCAAUUCUGAAGCUGGUGUUUUUGUUACAAGGUUGAGCGACGGUCAUCCGGAGAAAAUUUUACUCGGAUUAAUUCAGGUCGGAGAUGAGAUCCUGGAGAUUAAUGAAGUUCCUGUACAAGGAAAAUCUAUUGAUGAUGUUUACGACAUCAUUCUAGAGAACGAUAAACUAGUUAUUAAAAUACUGCCACUAUCUGCUAGGAGCUGAUGAAUGAGGAUCUAUUGGAAGAAUCACAAAUUCUUGAGACAUCAACCAGUCAUUAAGGCAUCAAACAGAUACACUUUGCCACCUCCUGGAUGCUUGCUGAAACUACCAAGAGUUGCAUUGUGGUGAGAUUCUGUGGCAGAAGAGAACCCUGAUGGCAGAAGCAGAUACAUUCUGACAACUACUGGUGUGUUGCUGUCACUUCCUCUAGUUCCUUGAACUGAUAAAGGCCUUGUGGUAGGGAAUGUUGAUUUUACAUGCAUUAUCAAGCUAACUUAUGACAACAGCUAGAUUAGCCUUCGCUGUCACUGCCUCUCGUUCCUUUCCUGAUGAGGAUUGUGCUAUGAAGGCUAAUCCACCUGAGAUCAGUUCAUUGAUUGGCAGUAAUGGACAGAGUUUGGCAUCACGGAUAUGGACAUUACAGCAUGAAGUUUGUACGUUGGAGGUCAUCACAAGCAAAUGUACGCUUUCAUGGUACUGCAGUCAAGCUUUUCAACAUGUACUUCAGUGGAGUUGAAGACCUUCAUUUCAUCUUUCCGAUUUGCUAUUUAAAAAGCAUCUUACUUGAUUUGGAUCAUACAGAGUUUUUUUUAAUUUUUUUUAUUUUUUUUUUUACAGUCAACAACAUUGUCAAACAGUAGACCUUCAAUAUCUCAUGUUUGUUUUAAAAAGUCAAUGAACUUAAAGAAGAUCUUACAUUAUGUCUAUAGAUAGUCAAAAUUAUCUCACAAGACCGACUGAAAGAUCAUUGAACCUUACAAGAUAUUUACAGACAGUAAACAUCAUCACCGGAGAGUGAACGUCAUCGUCUUUUCUUGUUUGGCUCAUAAACAUGUUCACUUGGCUUAAUGCAAGUAGGCUUAUUUCAAGAAAAAUGAUAUCAAUAUUUAAUAAUGAUUUAUGUAAUGCAGAUGAUAGUGUAAA
Anneissia japonica is the source of this 5119-nucleotide messenger RNA. RefSeq lists its product as uncharacterized. The transcript is spliced from 10 exons. NCBI's taxonomy places the organism in Eukaryota, Metazoa, Echinodermata, Crinoidea, Comatulida, Comatulidae. Gene Ontology annotation, biological process: centrosome cycle; establishment or maintenance of cell polarity; regulation of cellular localization. The record is from RefSeq and is a predicted model, not a curated record. Gene Ontology annotation, cellular component: cell cortex; apical plasma membrane; nucleus. Bases 1121 to 4198 code for a protein of 1025 amino acids. Gene Ontology annotation, molecular function: protein kinase C binding.